ACGAAAAUGAAAGUGAUCCUAGUUUUGCUUAGCGGUUUACUAUUGUGCAGUGCCAAAAAUUCGAGUUUGGAGAAAAUCCUAAGAACUGAGAAACUGUUUGAUGAUAUUGAGAUACUGACAGCUGAUCUACUUUAUAAACUGGAUCCAGGUCACUGUUAUGUCAUAAUUACAGAUCCACUUUACAGCGAUUUACUACAAACGAAACUUUUUAGCGAAAUCGGACGCAGUACGUAUUUUGUCAUUCGUGUUCAUUUCAAUGAAGAUCUGAUAACACCAAGGACUGACACAAUGGUAGCUCUGAAAGAAGCAAAUCGAGCCGGAUGUCAAUGUUAUUUGAUUUACUUGGCAAAUGGCAUACAAAUGAAUCGAUUCCUUAAAUUUAUUGAUCGUAAACGAACGAUAAGUCCACGAGUGCGCCUUAUUAUUCUAAACGAUUAUCGGCUCUUUGCACCGCAUAUGCAUUACAUUUGGAAGCGAUUUGUGAAUGUGAUUUUUGUGCGGCAGUACGAGCAAAAUGUUCCUGCCAAUCGAUCGUCGAAUCAUACAGCGUUUGAACUGCUAACCGUACCAUAUCCAUUACCAAUUCGGUCCGUAUUUGUAACAAAGAGCCUAGACUUUUGGCGUAAUGGCCGAUAUCGACACGGCAUUAAAUUGAAUAUUGAUAAAACAAAAGAUUUGGAAGGUCAACGAAUGUUGGUGUGUGUAUUGAAGCACACCCCGGGCGUAUUUUCAAUGUUUUCAAAUGAAAACGAAACCAUUUAUUCUGGCUUAGAAGUUGAGAUAAUCAAUGGCAUUUCACAGGCGCUUAAUUUUACCGUGGAAUUUUACGAAACAGACGAUGCAGAGACCGAACAAUGGGGAAUGAAAUCGGAAAAUGGCAGCUAUACUGGAUUGCUUGGAGAAAUGGUAAAUGGGAUCGCGGACAUUGCGUUAGCCGAUCUACAUUACAUUCCAUAUCAUUUGGAAAUCAUGGAUCUAUCAAUACCGUAUUCUACGCAAUGCUUAACAUUCCUAACGCCCGAAUCAUUGAGUGACAAUUCUUGGCAAACUUUAGUGCUGCCAUUUAGUUCUGAAAUGUGGGCAGGUGUAUUGUUCUUCUUAUUUUGCGUUGGAUUUGUAUUUUAUGUAUUCGAACAUAUUAACAUUUGGAUACAGAAAAAUCAACCAUCUAAAAAACCAUCAAAGUCAGGAAAUGAAAAUCACGAUAAUACCGAUAUUGUUAAUUCGAUCAAAAUUGAAAUGGCGGAAACUCCAUUCGCAAGCUCAAAGUAUAUUUUCAGAAAAAGACGUGUUAAGAAAAGUCGCGACAUAUUUCAUGGAUUUAGUGAUUGUAUACUUCUGACAUACUCGAUGUUGUUAGUGGUGUCAUUGCCCCGAUUACCGCAAAAAUGGGCAGUACGCAUUUUAACCGGAUGGUAUUGGAUCUACUGUAUCUUAAUUGUGGUUGCAUACCGUGCAAGUCUAACUGCAAUUUUAGCAAAUCCAGUUCCACGUGUAACCAUAGAUACAUUACAAGAGCUUGGAAACGGUCCGAUUGGCUGCGGUGUUUGGGGCGAACAGAAUCGGCAAUUCUUUUUAACAACAAGCGAUGAGGUUAGCAAAAAAGUUGGAGAAAAAAUUGAAAUCAUUGGAUCAGCGGAAGAAGCUAUAAAUCGUGUGUCGCAGGGGAAAUUUUCAUACUAUGAAAAUGUGUACUUUUUGAAAGAGAUGAGACAUAAACAUGAUCAAAUUGAGUCAAACAAAUUAAAAUACUUGCAUAUUAUGAAAGAGUGUGCCAUCAAUAUGCCGAUAUCAAUUGGGCUCGAGAAGAAUUCACCAUUAACACCAUCAUUUGACCGUUUGCUUCGUCAAAUAAUGGAAGCUGGUUUGAUUAGUAAAUGGUUGUCGGACAGCAUUCAACGAUUCGAAGCCAGUGUUGAGGAGUCACCACAAGAGGCUUUAAUGGAUUUGAAAAAAUUAUACGGUGUUCUAUUUGCCAUGCUAAUCGGUUAUGGUAUCGCUCUACUGGCGUUGAUCGGUGAAAAUUUGUAUUGGAAAUUUGUCACAAAACGAAAUCCUCUGUAUGAUAAGUAUGAUGCAAUGAAAUUGUACACAAAUUGAAUAAUUAUUAUUGUAUAUUAUCAAUUGAAAUGGUAGAGAGAAAAAAAUAUUAUUUUACUUUAUAAACGCCAAUUUUAGUGUUCAAAUAGC
Contarinia nasturtii (swede midge) is the source of this 2190-nucleotide messenger RNA. It is a transcript of the gene Ir68a, whose product is annotated as glutamate receptor ionotropic, NMDA 2C. Gene Ontology annotation, cellular component: membrane. Lineage: Eukaryota; Metazoa; Arthropoda; Insecta; Diptera; Cecidomyiidae. The record is from RefSeq and is a predicted model, not a curated record. The transcript is spliced from 8 exons. The coding region runs from base 7 to 2100 and encodes 697 amino acids. Gene Ontology annotation, molecular function: glutamate-gated receptor activity.